AAAAAUAAUGAAUUAUAUAAAAUGAAUUUAUUUAAAAGGCAGUCUGGUUUUUCAUCUCUCCACAGAAUUGAGAAUGAUUCAUAAGUAGUAGAUUUGGACCUCUCCUUCUUACUUGGCCACCUCUGAGUCUGAAACUUGAAAAGGCUUCAAUUUUAAGAUUCCAGAUUCGUGCUGAAGAUCAUUACGCCUUUUUCGUUUUCAUUCAUUGCUUCUUUCCCUAUUCCCUGCUUUAUAAUCCCGUAAUUCCAAUUCCCUGUUUUUUUUUUUUUUUUGGGUUGAAAAGAAAGAUCUGUUUUGCUUUGUGUGCCAGCCAGCCAACCAGCCAAACAUCAUCGCCAUUCCUAGCCAGCUCGAUCCCAUUCCUGAUAUCUGUCUCCUUCUUUUCUAAACGUUUCGCUCUUCGAAACGUUUUUAUUGCGUUUCUCUUUUCUCUUCACUCGUUUCUCUCUUUCGGGGUCUUCGUUCGUUGAUGGUCAUCUAAAUCUCUUCUGAAACCGACCUCGUCCAGAAUUCACUCCGUGAAAGAUGGUUGCAUUCGGGAAGAAGUUGAAGCAAAGACAAAAUGACGAAUGGCAACGAUAUUACAUUAACUAUAAGUUAAUGAAGAAACGAGUAAAACAAUAUGCUCACCAAAUUGAAAUUGGUGCACAAGAUCGUCGACAUGUUCUCAAGGAUUUUUCAAGAAUGCUGGAUAAUCAGAUUGAGAAGAUUGUCCUAUUUCUUCUGGAAGAACAAGGUCGCCUGGCAAGCAGGAUAGCCAAGCUUGGAGAAAGGCAUAAUGCUCUUCUUGAGCAGCCUGAGAUAUCUCAAAUAUCUGAACUUAGAGAAUCUUAUAGAGAAGUAGGGCAAGACCUGUUAAAGCUUCUAUUUUUUGUCGAGAUAAAUGCCAUUGGUCUCCGUAAGAUAUUGAAGAAGUUUGACAAACGCUUUGGCUACAGAUUCACUGAUUAUUAUGUCAGAACUCGUGCCAAUCAUCCAUACUCACAACUGCAGCAAGUAUUUAAGCAUGUGGGGUUAGGGGCUGUUGUGGGUGCCUUGUCUCGCAAUCUUCAUGAACUUCAGGACCGUCAAGGAAGCUACUUAUCAAUAUAUGAUGAGACUGCUCUUCCACUCCAGGAUCCUGUUGUCGAUGCAAUAAAUGCAGCUGUAGACAGGUUAACCUAUUCAACAAACUUUCUUACCUUCUUGGCACAACAUGCAUUCAUUAUGCAAGAAGAUUUGCCUACUCCCACCGGGGAACAACCUGAUGACGGGAGAUAUCAUUUUAUGUCACUUCUCCUGAACCUAGUAAACACAUUUCUCUAUAUGGUAAACACAUACAUUAUUGUCCCUACAGCAGAUGACUACUCCAUGAGCCUUGGAGCUGCCGCAACAGUUUGUGGGGUUGUUAUUGGAGCUAUGGCUGUUGCACAGGUGUUUUCCUCUGUAUAUUUCAGUGCAUGGUCAAAUAGAUCAUACUUUAAACCUCUUGUAUUCAGCAGUAUUGUUCUGUUUAUGGGAAACCUUAUGUAUGCUAUGGCUUAUGACGUUCGUUCAAUUUGGGUUCUUUUGAUUGGUCGUCUUUUCUGUGGAUUGGGUUCUGCUAGAGCAGUUAAUAGGCGCUAUAUUAGUGAUUGUGUGCCACUAAAAAUCCGCAUGCAAGCAUCGGCUGGUUUUGUCAGUGCUAGUGCACUUGGAAUGGCUUGUGGUCCUGCUCUUGCUGGCUUACUUCAAACUAAUUUUAAGAUUUACAAGCUUACAUUCAAUCAAGACACUUUGCCUGGGUGGGUGAUGGCUAUUGCAUGGCUCGUGUAUUUAGUUUGGUUGUGGAUCUCAUUUAGAGAGCCUGCACGUGAAUAUGAUGAUAUUCCUACUGCUGAGACAUCUAAUGCUGCUGCUGAAACAGUAGAAACCAAUGGGCUUGAGGAAGGUCUUAAACAGCCAUUGCUAAUCACUUCAGAAGACAAACAAGGUGAAGAUGAAGAUGGUGACCAAGAAUUUGAUGGAAGUGAAGAAGCUGCAGAGGAAUCUCGUCAACCUGUCACUUCAAUUGGGGCAGCAUAUAGAUUACUAACACCCUCGGUGAAGGUUCAAUUGUUGAUAUAUUUCAUGCUCAAGUAUGUAAUGGAGAUUUUACUCUCAGAAUCCAGUGUUGUUACGACAUAUUACUUCGGUUGGUCUACAAGCAGCGUAGCAAUUUUCCUUGCCUGUCUUGGGCUGACAGUUCUUCCAGUAAACAUUCUGGUUGGAAGUUACAUUAGCAACAUGUUUGAGGACAGGCAAAUUUUAUUGGCAUCCGAAAUUCUGGUUUGCCUAGGGAUACUUCUAAGCUUCCACAUAAUAAUACCAUACACUGUUGUUCAGUAUGUCUGCUCGGGUCUCAUCUUGUUUGUAUUUGCCGAAGUACUUGAAGGUGUUAAUUUGUCACUUCUGUCUAGAGUCAUGUCAUCCCGGCUUUCCCGCGGAACCUACAAUGGUGGUUUACUGUCGACAGAAGCAGGUACACUUGCUCGAGUAAUUGCAGAUGCUACAAUAACCCUGGCUGGAUUUUUGGGGGAGAGUAGGCUCUUGAACAUCACCCUUCUACCGUCUCUUGUCAUAUGCAUAGGUUCAAUCGUUGCAACAUGUUGUACCUACAACUCUCUAUAUUGACCCUUAUUCAUAUAUCAUGUAUCAAAGAUGGUCUCUCAUUGGCAAUGCCUUGUCAUUUUAUUUGUUAGAUUUUCAGUUUGCUAUUAUCAUCAUCAUUCCAUUGUGUAUAUGGUCAUUUUAUUGGUAAGAAAUCUAGUUCAUGAGUAUCUUUCUCCAA
Messenger RNA from Cannabis sativa, 2788 nucleotides. RefSeq names its product SPX domain-containing membrane protein At4g22990. Gene Ontology annotation, biological process: transmembrane phosphate ion transport from cytosol to vacuole. The record is from RefSeq and is a predicted model, not a curated record. Gene Ontology annotation, molecular function: transmembrane transporter activity. Gene Ontology annotation, cellular component: plant-type vacuole membrane. The coding region runs from base 526 to 2631 and encodes 701 amino acids. Lineage: Eukaryota; Viridiplantae; Streptophyta; Magnoliopsida; Rosales; Cannabaceae. The transcript has 11 exons.